GUCCCUCGGCGCUCGCCGUCGCGCCGCAGCCAAUCAGCAAGCGUGCUGCGGGGCGGGCGGCGGCGGCGGGAGCCGGGGCGCGGCGGCCAUGGAGGAUGUGUGCGCCAAGUUCGUGUCGCAGAAGAUCAGCAAGGCGCGCUGGCGGCCCCUGCCCGCCGCUGCGCUCCAGCCCCCCGACCUCUUCGCCACCGGUUCCUGGGACAACGAGGAUAACAGAAUCUCGAUUUGGUCUAUUGGAGAUGUUGGAAACGUGGGCCUCAAUGGCGAGUUUCAAGCAGAACCUCAGCUGCUGUGUGACAUCAGGCACAAUGGUGAUGUCAUGGACAUGCAGUUUUUGGAUCAAGAGAGAAUUGUGGUUGCCUCAUCAACAGGAACUGUGACUGUAUUCCGUCAUCAUCAAAAUAACCAGACUUUAUCUGCCAACCAGCGGUGGGAGAAAGCUCAUUAUCAUGUGGAUCAAGAAACAUCUUGUGGUGGAGCAGCAUGUACUGGCAUCGUCUGCAAUAACCCAGAAAUUGUCACUGUUGGAGAAGAUGGUAGAAUAAAUCUCUUCAAAGCUGACCAAAAGAAUGCAGUAAGAACUAUAGACAAUGCAGACAGCAGUACGCUCCAUGCUGUGACUUUCCUUCGCACAACUGAAAUCUUGACAGUAAAUUCAAUUGGACAGUUAAAAAUAUGGGACCUCAGACAACAAAGAAAUGAACCAUCUCAAAUAUUUUCUUUGACAGGUGACAGAGUUCCACUGCACUGUGUGGACAGGCAUCCCAAUCAGCAGCAUAUUGUGGCCACAGGAGGCCAGGAUGGGAUGCUGAGUAUAUGGGAUAUCAGGCAGGAUACUAUGCCAGUGUCCCUGCUUAAUGCUCAUGAAGCAGAAAUGUGGGAAGUUCACUUCCAUCCUUCCAACCCGGAUCACUUAUUUACAUGUUCUGAAGAUGGAUCUUUAUGGCACUGGGAUACUUCCACAGAUGUAGCUGAAAAACCAUCUUUUCUUCAUCAAGGAGGAAGAAGUACCACCCAUUUUUCCCACAGUACCAUUAACCAGUCUGUAAUAAGUGCCUGGCUAAGCAACGAUCCUACCAAAGACCGAAUGGAAAUCACCAACUUAAUUCCAAAUCAGACUUUGUCUGUGAAUACUUUAGAUGUUUUGGGACCAUGCCUAGUAUAUGGUACUGAUGCAGAGGCUAUUUAUGUGAACAGACAAAUUUUUGCAUGAGAUGACUCCAGUAUCACUUUGAAAUAUUGAUCACCUUCAGCUACUGGGAAAUGGCAGCUUCCUUCUGAAUGAUGCUCAUUACUCUGUUACCAACAUGUGGAGGAAAGGGCCACAACUUGGCCUUGGUAUUGCAGAAGAAAUGCAAAGUAUCUCAGAUUCUGACUGCUAUCACUCACUGAUGCUCAAGGAUGGGUAACUCUUGUGCUACGUGUUGAAACAGUAAUUACAACAUGAAUUUCUUCCCCAGUGCCCGUUUGGUUUGGUACACAGGAGAGUAGUAGUUAGAGCAAUGUAUUUGUUAAAAGCUGAUGUCAGCAAAACCAACAUCAGCUCCCAGUUAUUUUGUUUGCUUUGUUGGUUUGGGGCUGUUUUGGGUUUUUUUCCCUGUAAAGGUAUUUUUCAGGACAAAUUAUAGGGUUCUUCGAAAUACUUUUUAUGUCAGCUAAGAGGGAUGGGAUUUUUUAAAAUGAGCUUUUUAUAUAUUUCAGGGAAUGUAACUUUUUUUGUUAGUUCAUGAGAAUUGGAAAGAAAAACCGUUAAAGCUGUGAAAUGUGAAAGAUUCUGUAGGAAUCUUAGCAUUUUGGUAACAUUUACAGCUUCAUCAUAGAUGCUGCAAAUUAAAACUUAAUAAUAUGCUGGUAACACUCAACAGAAGGGAUUUUUUUUUAUACUUAAGAGGUCAUAAUUGACAGAUGUGUUGGUUGUUUUCAGGUGUGAGAAUAAGACUUUCUAAGCUUCAGGCACAUCCUUUGUCACAGGUGGAAUUUCACAUCCAGUCAAAAAGUUAAAUUUUAUCAUUGUUGGUGUACCUACCUUUUGUUGCAGAGAACCCUUUCUCUUUUUUAAUAAAAAGUUUUGCACAAGGA
Messenger RNA from Pogoniulus pusillus (Red-fronted tinkerbird), 2079 nucleotides. It is a transcript of the gene NUP43, whose product is annotated as nucleoporin 43. The record is from RefSeq and is a predicted model, not a curated record. NCBI's taxonomy places the organism in Eukaryota, Metazoa, Chordata, Aves, Piciformes, Lybiidae. The transcript has 8 exons. Bases 89 to 1213 code for a protein of 374 amino acids. Gene Ontology annotation, molecular function: protein binding. Gene Ontology annotation, cellular component: nuclear pore outer ring.